Molecule: messenger RNA, 7284 nt
Organism: Ahaetulla prasina
Lineage: Eukaryota; Metazoa; Chordata; Lepidosauria; Squamata; Colubridae
Gene: ADCY7
Product: adenylate cyclase 7
Exons: 28
Coding region: 998-4267 (1089 amino acids)
Biological process (GO): intracellular signal transduction; adenylate cyclase-activating G protein-coupled receptor signaling pathway; adenylate cyclase-inhibiting G protein-coupled receptor signaling pathway
Cellular component (GO): plasma membrane
Molecular function (GO): adenylate cyclase activity
Source: RefSeq, a predicted model, not a curated record
GAGUCACUCUUUCGGCGGGGCUUCUUUUUCCUCUCGAGCCGAAGAAGGGGAAGGAGAAAGAGAAAGAGAAGGAGUGAUAAAGAAGGAGGACUAGAAGGAGAAAGAGAAAGGAGUGAUAAAGAAGGAGAAGAAGGACUAGAAAAAGAAAGAAGAAAAGAAGGAGGCGCAGAGCUAGAAGGAGAAGAAAAAGAAGAAAGAGAGAAGGAGUGAUAAAGAAGCAGGAGGAGGAAAAGGAGGACUAGACAGAGAAGGAGGAAAAGAGGAGGAAGGCGAAGAGGAAGAAAAAAGAAGAAGGGGAAAAAGGAGGGGAAAGAGAAGAAGGAGAAGGAGAAGAAAAAAGAAAAGAAGGGGAAAAAGGAGGAGGAAGGAGAAGGAAAAGAGAAGAAGGAGAAAGAGAAAGAGAAGAAGGGGAAAAAGGAGGAGGAAGGAGAAGGAAAAGAGAAGAAGGAGAAAGAGAAAGAGAAAAAGGGGAAAAAGGAGGAGGAAGGAGAAGGAACAGCUCCAGCAGCAGCCCUUGCCCGGACCAGCAUCGGCCAAGCUUCCAUCCCAGACUCAUCCCGGUCGAAUUGCCGACAGGCUCGUGAAAGAGGCUUGAAAGAAAGAUGGCAAAAUCGCCAGAGCUUGCUUUUCAGUGGCACCAAUGAGAGCCGCGUCUAAAAAAACCCCAUGCGGAGACCUCUCGGUGGGUAGCACAUGGCUUUGGAGCGAGAAGCCGAGAAGGCGAAGGAGGAGGUGGGGCCAUCUUUUCCGACUGAUGCUGCGAUCCGAAGGGCUUCAUCCUUAUAAGAAGAGAUGCUAAUUCAGAACUCCAAUGGUUUUUUUUCCCCCCUCCCUUCACGACUGUGGCGAACGGAGAGUGAUCUGACGAUAGCGAUUUGAUUGUGAGGAAUCCCAUCCUUGCUCCUUGGGGAAGAAAAAACACACACACCAAAACCACUGUUCCACUCUUUUUGCUUUUCGCUGUGAAGAAAGACGUUAGAGACUGCCUGGAAUUAAAAUGCCAGCUAAAGGCAAAUACUUCUUUAACGAAAGCGAAGGUUGCAAGUUGACGGAUCCCUUAUACGAGAAGUACCUUUAUGCGAGUCAACAACACCCGCUGCUCUUCUUCCUGCUUUUCAUUGUGGUUGCCUAUUGCUCAACACUUAUCGUAGUGCUCGUCUCUUACGAGAAAAACACCGGCCAACAUCUGGCCUUCAUUGUCACUGUGAGCAUUGCUCUCAUCAUCUUCAUCAUCAUGUAUGUUUUAGUUUACGUCGAAUAUUACUUUUGGUGCCAGCUGAAGCUCUUUGCGGUCGUCAUCUGGAUCAGCCUGCUGGCCAUCGGAUACGUGUCCAUUUUCGACGAUCGUACACCUGCUGGAUGGGAACAGGUGCCAUUUUUUCUGUUCAUCAUCUUCACGACAUAUACCAUGUUGCCCUUGGCUAUGAGAGAUGCUGUCAUAGUCAGCUCCCUUUCUGCUCUCUCUCAUAUUAUUGUCCUCAGCAUUACAGCAGCCGGAGACACACAGAAUCAACACACCUUGCUCCUUCAGCUGGUGGCGAACGCCUUCAUUUUCCUUUGUGGCAAUUUGCUGGGGGCGUACCACAAGCAUCAGAUGCAAGACGCCUCCUGGGACCUCUAUCGCUACACCUUAAAAUGCAUCCAAGUCCAAAUGAAAUUGAAAAUUGAAAAAAGGCAACAGGAAAGCUUGCUUCUCUCAAUUCUGCCAGCUCACAUAUCCAUGGGAAUGAAACUUGCCAUCAUUGAGCGUCUAAAAGAAACCAACGAUAUGAAAAAGCAUGAUAAUAAUUUCCACAGCCUGUAUGUGAAACGGCACCAGAACGUCAGCAUCCUGUACGCAGACAUUGUAGGAUUCACUCGCUUGGCAAGCGACUGUUCUCCGAAAGAGCUAGUGGUGAUGCUGAAUGAACUCUUUGGAAAAUUUGACCAAAUUGCAAAGGAAAACGAAUGCAUGAGGAUAAAAAUUUUGGGAGACUGUUAUUACUGCGUCUCGGGCUUACCUGUGUCCUUGCCGAUACAUGCCAAAAAUUGUGUGAAAAUGGGCCUUGACAUGUGUGAAGCGAUAAAGCAAGUUAGGGAAGCCACAGGGGUGGACAUCAACAUGCGAGUUGGCAUUCAUUCCGGAAACGUACUCUGCGGGGUGAUCGGACUUCGGAAAUGGCAGUAUGAUGUCUGGUCCCAUGACGUCUCCUUGGCCAACCGCAUGGAAUCUGCAGGCAUUCCUGGCCGUGUGCACAUCACAGAAGCAACCCUAAAUCAUCUUGGCAAAGCUUACGAGGUGGAAGAAGGCAAUGGGCACCUCCGGGAUCCCUAUCUUGAAGCCAUGAAUAUCAAGACUUAUUUGGUGAUUGACCCCAGGUCAAAACAGCGGGCCACCAACAAUCAUUUUCCUCAAUCCAGAGUGCAGGAUGGCUUGAAGAUGAGGGCCUCUGUCCGGAUGUCACGAUACUUGGAAUCGUGGGGAGCAGCUCGCCCUUUUUCCCACCUGAACCACCGAGAGAGUGUGAGCAGUGACACUUCUGCGCCCAGCCGCAGACGCAAGAAGGAGAUAGCCUUGCAGCUCGCGAGUCGUCAACGGACGUCAGAGAGUUUCGAUGGAUCUAGACAGCACCACUUCUGUCCUCCUCCUGUUCUAACUUAUAAAAAUACGUCUCAGAAAGGAAGAAUGGAGGAGGAAAUCAACGAUAAGAUGAUGUCGACCAUUGAGGGCCUGAGUUCAGCCAAACCGUGGUGCGGUCAGAAAGACGAUUUCCGUGGCCUGUGUGGGUUUUUGCUGUGCUUUGUCGAAACAGGACUGGAAAAAGAGUAUCGCACAAUUCCUAUUCCCAAACUGAGGGGUUAUUUUGUGUGUGCUGGCAUUGUUCUGCUCUGCAUGUUUACCGUACAGAUGUGCAUCAAACCGCAGUCGCAAACCUUAGGGAUCUCAUUUGGGAUUGUUGCAAGCAUCAUGGGGCUGAUUUUGUGUGUCUGCUUUGCGGAUGACUGUUGGAGAUGCUGCGCGAAGCGGUGGCCGCUAGCAGGCUACUUCUGCAUGCUUUCUGAGAAAGUGGAGACGAUGCCAUCGGUCAGGCUUCCCCUGGCCAUCCUUGCCCUCGGCUCGCUGCUGAUCCUUGCUGUUUUCAACCUGCCAGUGAGCCAGCCUGGUGGAGAUGAUGCUUCCUCACAUGCCAAUCCAGUGUCAGGAAACAGUUCAAAUACUGAAGAUGGACCGCCUAAUAUGAUUAUGAUCUACCCGUAUUACGCCUACUGCUGCAUCCUGGGCUUCCUUGCGUGUUCUGUGUUCCUUCGAAUGAGUUUCGAACUCAAGCUAAUGUUGCUUUCGGGAGCCAUCGUGGGGUAUUUCGUCAUAUUUAACAGCAAUCCGAAUGUCACCUGCGACCAGGAGUGUGCCAAGAGGCUUUUUAUAAAAAAUCCCAAAGUGAUGAUCAAUUUGUACCUGGCACUCUUUUAUAUAACUUUGGUUCUGUUGUCCAAGCAGAUAGACUAUUAUUGUCGUCUGGACUGCCUGCAGAAAAACAAAUUCAAAAAGGAACAUGAGUCAUUUGAAACCAUGGAGAAUGUAAACAGGCUGCUGCUUGAAAAUGUCCUCCCAGCUCAUGUGGCGGCCCAUUUUAUUGGGGACAAAUUAAAUGAGGAUUGGUAUCAUCAAUCUUAUGACUGCGUCUGUGUCAUGUUUGCCUCGGUCCCUGACUUCAAGGUAUUUUACACGGAGUGCGAUGUCAACAAGGAAGGGCUGGAAUGCCUUCGUCUCCUGAAUGAAAUCAUCGCCGAUUUCGAUGAGCUGCUGCUAAAGCCUAAAUUUAGUGGGGUUGAAAAAAUCAAAACUAUUGGGAGCACGUACAUGGCAGCAUCGGGACUCUGUGUGGUACCGGGUCAAGAGAAUAAUGUGGAUCAAGAAAAGCAGUGCGCUCAAAUUGGCAUCAUGGUGGAAUUCGCAAUGGCCUUGAUGACUAAACUAGAUGGUAUCAACCGCCAUUCGUUCAACAGUUUCCGUCUACGGGUCGGCAUCAAUCAUGGACCGGUAGUAGCUGGUGUGAUCGGUGCUCGCAAACCCCAGUAUGAUAUUUGGGGAAACACGGUCAAUGUUGCCAGCAGAAUGGAGACUACUGGAGAACUUGGGAAAAUCCAGGUUACAGAAGAGACGUGCAAAAUAUUGGAGAGCUUGGGAUACGCUUGCGAAUGCCGAGGUCUGGUUAACGUGAAGGGAAAGGGAGAACUGAUCACGUACUUUGUCUGUACCGAUACAGCCAAAUCUCAAGUUUUUUGACCGCGAACGAGAAGACGCUAAGAAAUUACGGUCGAAAUAUCUUGAGGGGCUUUGCUUUUUAUUUUUUAGCAAAUGGUUAAAAAUGUUGACUCCUGUAAAGGAGUUCGUGCCGAAUGACUAUCCGCGCUGGCAUUUUUGCAACUUGAGAAGAACGCAAGAGGUUCUUGAAAGAUGUUUACAGUUGAGUCUAGUUGAGUCUACAGCUGAGUCUACCUGAUGUCAAUUUUGUUUCCUGCCACAGAGGACUCAAGAGAUUUCUGUAGAUUGGCAGUCAAGUAAGAGGAUGGCUUGGUUCAAGGUGCCCUGCUCUUCGGCUUCCUCCUUGCCGUUUCGUGUGGAUAGAUUUGACGAUUGCGAUAACGCUGCCUUGAGCAAAAAUCAAACGACAAAGAGACCAGAUUGGAGCCUGGACCUUGAAGGCCCUUUUGGGUGGAACUGUCAUUUGCUCUGCCAUUGAUUUGUGAUUCCUCCACUCGUUGUCCAUUAGAGCCACCCUCAGACCUGCUGCGGAUCUCCCAAAACUUGCACUUCCACUUUUCUCUUCAACUAACAUUUCAAGACUCAAAAAAAACCCAACAACAACCCGUCAACAUUUUUCUUGCACUCCUUCUAUACCGUCACAAAAUAAAUUAGAACUGUCUGUUUUUCAUCGCUUACUUACCUCAUUUCUGUACCAGAAGGAACAGCCUAAGGGAGAACCACCCCAAGCUAAUGCAGAUUUGAUGUUCUGGAAUCCACUUCUUGGGCUUGGUAUCAAACACUUGAGGAUUUGAGUCUUAAAUGUGCUUGUUUUGGGUGGGUUGAAGGACUCUGGGAAGCCUUUUUCUUUAAUUUCUCUCUGGUUUGUCUUUGCAAGAUCCUAUUUGAGUUCAACAGCCAUUCCGUGGGCUUAUGGUAAUGUGGAAAUUCCUGCAUUGUCAGUCUAAAAAUUCAGGUUCUUUCUUAAAUAGCAAACCCGCUUAUAUAAAUCAUGGGCAGUUCCUACUACAACUGUACUACUAAUCUUAAAACAGAAUGAUGGAUAAUUCCCAGGAUGGAUUGCCGUGUAGAGAAGCUAUUGUGCCAUAUUUUUUUUCUUGGUGGUCAGUAACGCCCUCAUAAUUUUGAGUGAUGUAGAGCAUUAUGGACUAUGUCUCCGUGUCCAUGACAGCUUCUGUACCAACACCGCACAGUAAGUAAAACUGUCUUGUGUAGAUUUGCGAACCAAAAUGAACAAGAAGCAGCUACGUACAGGUAGUCCUUGACUUAUAUGACCUCCAAUUGGGAUCAGAACUUCCAUUGCUAAGCCAGGUGGGUUUUAAGUGAGCCGUGCCUGAUUUUAUGACGGUAUGGCCAUGGGUUGUUAAUCAAGUCAAUUGUUAAAUGAAUCACAGGGUCAUUAAGUGAAUCCAAGCUUACCGUAUUAAUUUUGCUUAUUGGAAGCCAGCUGGGAAAAGUGGCCAAGUCAUGACCUUGAGAUGCUACAACCACACGUGUUGCCAAGUGAUGAAAUUUGGGUCAUUUGUUUCAUGGAGAUGCUGCAUUGGUUGUGAGAACAAGGACCAAGUUACUUUUUUUCCAGGGUGGUCUUAAAACUGAACAGUCACUAAAUGAACGGUGGUAACUUGAGGUCUAUCUGUCCUGUGUCCAUGCCAACGUUGUCAAUGUUUCUUCCUAGUAUUCAUCUCAUAUCUGAAGUGGCGUAGGGUUUCCUGCCUAAGCAAUGGGUUAGACUAGAAGACCUCCAAUGUCCCUUCCAACUCUGUUAUUCUAGUCUAUCGCUAUUUUUAUUUCAAAGUGGGCUUCUGCUUUUUGUAUCAGGAAUUCUGAAGAAUCUCAUCGGCUGUUUUUUAAAGUGUUACUAAUCUUCACUAUCAACUGAAGAGAGGUUUUGACAUGGUGCGAAGCCGCACAACAAAAUAUGACAAAGCUGUGAUGCCUUCCAAGAAUCAGUUGGGGGAAAAAAAAAAACCCUAUGUUUUUAAAGCACAAGAAUGCCACUCGUAAAAUAAAAUUAUUGUCUGAAAGAUUCCACAGCAAUGCUACUUACAACCCUACAAAUUACAGGUUUGUUUUUUUUUAGGUGGGACUAUGGAAUUGGACACACAACUGCAAAAAAGGGGUUGUUGUUUUUUUUAGAUACCUCUGAUAUUGAGCAAAAUUAGGGCAACCAAUUGGAAGAAUUAUCUGUUUGUGCCUAAAAUCUAGGACAAGCAGGAACAAAGGAAAGGGUUUAUUUAAGAUGAUACAGUAUGUAAAGUAUUAGUGACUUACGUUGACUAAUAUUGUUAAGAACUACCUAUAUUUUGCUGUGGCUUUUAUUUCUGCUACAUCCAUUUGUGUAAAAGCUUUUCAGAAUGCAUUUUAGAUACAAAGGUAUAUAAAUCUGAAGAAAUUGGAGUAUCCUCUAGAGUGAAAUCUAUUAAUGAGGUCUGAUCGUAUUCGUUUUUUAAAAAGUUUCAAAGGGCAGUUCAAUUGACUGCAAAUCCUCUUAUGCUAACCCCCCCCUGCUCACCCUUAUUGUGUUCAUUAUAAUUACUGUGUAAUUAAUACGUGGAUAGAUGAAUUUCCUACGUUUCAUGAUGGGAACAAACUUCGAGUGAGGUCUUACUACAGAUAAAGGACUUUUAGAAAGUCUUAGGAGAUUAAAGUAGAUUAUAUUCAAGAGUAUUAAGAUGAGAUAGUCCUGGGUAGUGUUAAAAAGGUCGCACAACUUCUUUUUGUAAUAACUGCACGCUCAUGUGAAUGAUUCCUUUUCCUUCCUGUCUUUUUUUUUAAAAAAUUGUACAUUUAGUACAGGUUUGGUUUUUAAAAUAAAACGCAGAAGCUGGAAGGUUUUGGUUCAGAAAUUCUUGACUGUCUUAAUAUUUCAAAUCAUUAGGUGUGACAACUGCUCUCGAAUGUCUACCGACAGAAACGUUCGCGAAACCUUAAUUUUCUCUUUUGCGUUAUACUGUGGUCCAGGCAACUGGUCUAAGCUAUGUUGCUUCCACUUUUUAAGUUUUCUGUAUUAAAAGUUUCAUGUUAUUUGAUGUUAU